Anisakis simplex (herring worm) is the source of this 4767-nucleotide messenger RNA. The record is from the annotation of a GenBank genome assembly. NCBI's taxonomy places the organism in Eukaryota, Metazoa, Nematoda, Chromadorea, Rhabditida, Anisakidae.
AUGGUGUACUAUCGUCCCCAUUGGUUAUUAUUAUCAAUGAUAUUGUUGCAGAAUUCUGGCGAUGAAGUGGAGCUAACGGUUCGAGCGAUGCCAGAAUUGGCAGAAUUAUGUGAUCGGAAAGUAAUAGGCAGUGUCCGUGAUGGUGGUGAUUCAUUGAUGUUGGUACCCGUAUCAAGUCGAGUAUUUGCUGACGAGGUUUGUGUAUUGUUGUUGUUAUUAAUGUAUUGUCAUGUGAAUAAAUUUGAGGAUGCAACAGACCAAGAGACUCGUUAUUGGUUGAUGCAUAAGAAUGGCUACACGCUGGUGCGAAUGCUCAGUACUGAAGCUGAUGGCAAAGUACGUGUUCGAGUGGGUGAUACUGAGAUGACCGUGGACGUGACCGAUUUAGAUAAGGCUAAUCCAACAUGUAUGGAUCGAGUCGAGAAUUUAACGAUGCAAGGAUGUCGAAAGCAACAAAUGCCGCCACACAUAUAUGCAUCUGCGCAGAAUGCUUACAGAACAAUGCAAAUGACGGGUCGAAGUCAGUGUAUGGUAUUGACGGGUGUAAGUGGUAGCGGUAAAUCGACGCAACUUAGAAAUAUUUGCCACUAUUUAUGCGAGAUCGCCGGCUGGACGAAAACACUGUCAUACGAUCGCAUUUCGUCAGCGUUAGAUGUGCUCGAAGCGUUCGGCAACUGCGCGACGGUACUGAGUAGAAACGCAACGCGAUUCGCCAAUCUGCUAACACUUUCGUUUGAUGCGUCUGCUUCGUUGAAGUAUGCUCGUAUGCAAACGUUUCUGUUAGAUACGUCGAAUAUAUGGACAGCGAGCAAGUUUCAUGUAUUUUAUUAUUUGCUAGAAGGUGCAGAUGAAGAGUUAAAACAGACUCUGAAAGUUGCUGCGAUCGAUGAGACGUUUUAUGCAGUGCUCAUCGAAGAAGACGACAAAAUUGCGGCGAAAUUAGGUUGGGAACGUCUGAACGAAGCGUUCGUUAAGCUUCAAGUGAGUGCAGCCGAGCAGNUAUUCGAGCCUCAUCAGCACAACACGCCGCCACUCUUCUCGGAAUUACUCUCGAACAGCUGUCCGCUUCCGUCUUCCGUCCCGCAUCCUCUCAAAGCAAUGCCGCAUCUUCUUCGUUUCUCGUUGUCGAAUCGUGGCGUGAAUGGACCAGAAAUGUUGAAUAGUUUCAUAACUCGUCUAUACAACGAACUUUUCUCAGCGGUUGUUACAAUCAUUAAUCGUGGAAUCGGUGGUCACACCAGUUUGGUAACUUCAACGUCAAUUACGAUCAUUGAUUAUCCGGGUGGAAAUUUCAAUGCUGCAUGGACUGAUUUAAACGAUGAAAGAACGAAACCGAGUGGCCUAAUCGACUUGACGUUCAAUUAUGUGAAUGAACGUAUCGCAGAACUCUUCUACGAGAGCAACUUCAGCGAGCCGAUUGAGUUGUAUGCUCGUGAGCAAGUCGAUGUGGACAUAGAUAAGCCAGCACAGUGCCCUGAUCACAUAACUCGUCUUAUAGAUCAGAAACAACAAUUGAUGAAUUGUGUGGAUAUUGAGUUGAGAAGCGAGCAACGACGUGGAUUGUUGUGUAUUCUGGAUGAAGAGGCACUCUUCCCAGGCGCUACUGAUGAUUCGUUCUUUGAGCGCAUUUUUGUGCAUUUGGGAGAUUCACGUUUAAUUCGACGUGGUAAUAGUGCACGUGAAUUUGUGUUGGGCCAUUGUUUGGGUAAUAGUCCAGUGCUUUAUUCGGUUGAUGGUUGGGUGAAGGCCGCGCAACCAGGUGUCACUGGAUCGUCAGUUCUAGCACUUCUUCAAACUUCAUCUGAUAUGGCGAUAAGUGCGCUGUUUUCACCAUUCGGCAUCGAGAGUACCUCCUUAAAGAUGCGUAAAGCGACACAAACCGUUAAAAUGGAUGCAGCCGGUUUGCGCAUGGCUUCAUCCGGAUACUUCUCAAACAUUUCCCUGCAAACGGACUAUCUUAUUUCGUUUGCACGUCGUUCGCACGGUCUGCAUUUCGUGCAUUGUAUUCAAGCACAGCCCGUAGUGAUGGCGAAUGCAGCCAGAUCAAGAGAAAGCAAGUCGUCAUCUUGUGCCUUCGCUCAUCGACAACAACAACCAGCAGCUAUAAGCAACGAACUUGUGCUCGAUGUUCCUUUUGUACGCGCACAAAUCAGAGCUUUACUCAUUGUUGAUGCAGUUCGAGUGGCCAGUCGAGGUUAUCCGGAACGUCUUCCGUUCAAGGAUUUCCGUCGUCGUUUCCAGUGCCUAAUCGAGCAUGAAGAAGAGAGCAGCACAUUGAGUGACAUGCUAGAUGAUCGUGCAGCGGUGAAGCGAAUCCUGGAAAGUAUGGCUGUAUUCCCACAUACGUAUCGUUUAGGAUUGAGUCAGGUAUUAAUGCGCUCGGACGUGCUAUCUGAUCUGGAGAAUCGUCGUGAGAUGAGUCUAAAUGGUGUAAUUAUCAAUCUGCAAAGGCUGUGUCGUAAAUAUUUGGCCACUAAAUGGUUACAACGUCGUCGAACUCUUGAAACAGCAAUUCGUUGUAUACAACGAAAUGGCAAAUGCUAUAUGAAAGCAAGGGAAUGGCCAUGGUGGAGACUGUAUACUAAAUGUAUACCACUGCUUGCAGCAGCUAGGAGUGACGAGGAGUAUCGAGAGUGGGAGAGACGUGUUCGGGAUUUGGAAGGUAUGGUCAAUGAGCUUCGAGUGACGAAAAGUCGAUUGGAGGGUCGAGUCAGUGAACUGGAACAGAUGCUGGCGACAGAAUGCACGAAUACGCAGUCGCUCAGCGAUGCGUUGGAACGCGAGACCGAGUUACGUGUGCAGUCACAAAAGCACAUUCUGUUAUUGCAACAACGUCAUCUUGAUGAUCAGCAGACGCCUCGUCUAUCGUCAUCAAGUUCAUCGCAUUCUCGUUUCGAUCACGAUUAUUCGCGGACAAGUGAAUUACAAAAAGAAAUGGAUACAUUACGAGCAAGUGAGACAACACAACGAAGUCGAGCACAGAAGACAAUGGAACGUUUGAAAGAUAUUGAGAAUGAGUUGAAAAAUGUGAAGAUGCGAAACGAAUUGUUGGAGAGUCGAAACGUGAAAUUUGACGACGAGGUCAAGAGUAUUGAAACGAAAUACGCAAAACAGAUAGAAGAGUACGAAGAGAUUGUGAAGCAACGUGAUGCUGCAGUUUCAUCCCUUAAAAACAAGAUCAGUGAGUUACAGAACGUGAAAUCUGAGAAUAAUCAGCUACAAACAACAGUAGCAAAAUUGCGGAAGGAAGUUGAUGAAGCAAUCGAAAGUGGUGUUCAGUGUUCGGAAGUCACGCAAUUAAAGAAGGCGAAACGUGAUCUGGAAGCGAAAUUCACCUCUCAGGAAAAUGAAUUAGACGAUAUGGCAGGCCAAAUACAUAUGUUACAACAAAAUGUAACACGUUUGGAAAUGGCUGCUGAGAGAUCGAAAAAUGAAAAGAUUCGGGAUUUAGAUGCGAAAGAGGACGAAAUAGAUGAAUUACGUGCUCAGUAUCAAAGAAGGUUACGUGCAUUCGAAGAGCAAAUAGCCGAUAUGCAAGACACGAACUCGUCAUUAAUGAAGCAGAACCGAAUUCUGGAAGCGCGUCUUCGGGAAUGUGAUACACACAACUAUAGCUAUGAAGAGUCGUCAGGACACUACAAGCGUGAGUUAGAAAAAGCAAUGGCACUGCUGCACGAUACAGAAACAGUACUCGCGCAUGAACGUGAAAAUCAGCCGACCAAUCAAACCAUGAUACGUCAGCUUCACGAACAACUGGAUGAUGCCGAAGCCAUAAAGUUGAGCAUUCUCAAAGGAAAGCAUUCACUGGAGAGCGAACUCAGUGAGAUGAGAACACAGUUAGAAACAGCUCUAGCAGCCAAGAAGGUAUCCGAAGCGCGUGUGAUGAGUUUAUUGAAAGAGAAGAACAGUGCGAUACGGCGUGCUGAAGAGCAUGACGAUCAGCUACAGCUGGCGUUGAAGAAUUACAAAGAGGCCAUCCAGGACAACUCUAUUUUAUCCAUACAGCUCAACGACCAAUUGGAGCAGUUGGCUGAUAUUGAAAAAGACAAAAAGAAGCUGUCAGAUAAACUGAAUGAAGUGACCACUCAACUGGAAUUCGAACAGCACAAUUCGGUAGAGAAGCACCGUUUGUUGUUGGCAGAACAAAAAAUUCGUGAUUUGGAAUCAAAAAUCAAUUUGGAACAGAUGUCCAAAAGCCGAUUGGAUAGUCUACUAGCCAAAGCACUCGAUGAUAUCGAGAAUUUGAAUGAAAGAUUAAAUGAAGUGAUUCGAUCGCGGGACACAGAAGUAGAGAACGCAAAAAAAGCACAUAAGGAGGCGAUAUCGUUGGGCGAUCAGCUGAAUGAUAUGCGCAAAAGGGAACAUGAACUUGUGCAUAAAUGCAAGAUGGCUGUUCGUUUUUUUAAUGUUCAUCAAAGGAAUGAAUUGGUUGUCUGGUUGGAAACGAUUUCAUUGCAGACGAAGGAAAUGGAAACGAUGGAAAUGGAUAAGAUGCGAUUGGAGAUGGAGUUGAAAACCGCUGUCAAAAGAGUUGAGACACUUCGAAAAACGAUGCGCAAUGAUUUGGAGUGCUUGGAUGAGGACGAUGACCAGGAUGUUUAUAACAAUGACGACAACCCAAUGAGCGAUGAUCCGAAUGAUUUCGAAGGUUCAUUUCUUUGUUUUUCGAUUCUCCUUUUGAUUGUUCCUUCAUCACUUGCUUGUUUGAACGGUUUUUCAUUCAUCAGAAAUACAUAUGCUCCUUUGUACAUUUAUUUCAACAGAUAA